This is a messenger RNA of Stereum hirsutum FP-91666 SS1, 294 nucleotides long. RefSeq lists its product as uncharacterized. The record is from RefSeq and is a predicted model, not a curated record. Lineage: Eukaryota; Fungi; Basidiomycota; Agaricomycetes; Russulales; Stereaceae. The transcript has 2 exons. Bases 1 to 294 code for a protein of 97 amino acids.
AUGUUCUCCUCCAUCCGAACUCUCUCGACUUUGGUCGCUGCUGUUGCACUCGUCAUCGCACCUGCCUUCGCUGCACCUGCACCUGCACCAGUACAACUGGCCGCCGAUGCUGCCGCUAGCCCAACCGAAACCGUCUCAGGUGGAGGCGUCGUCAUCACCGCGACUCGCGUCCUACAAACCAUUGUUCCAUACUCACCCUACAUCACCUCGACGACGGUGACCGUGGUAUGGACACAAUUUCCGGACGACAAAUCCCCGAAGCCCAGUGCCGGUGCCAGUCCUGCUUCUUCCUGA